AUGAAGAUCAUCAUCCCCAGCCUCCUCCUCCUCGCCGGCUUGAUCGCCUUCGUCCAAGAGCUUGUCUCCCACGUGGAGGCCUCGAGAAGGUUUGUGGCGAUGCUGCCCAACGGUGCCAACGUGACCGGCUACCGAGCUAUCGGGCAUCCUGCUGGUAUGAGCCACUCUGCCGCAACGAACAAUUUCGGCAAGGCUUUCGCUGAUGUUGGCUACGCGUGGACCAAGGAGCUCUGCAUGAACGACACCGACGGUGAUGGCCAGACGAACGGCCAGGAACUGGGCGAUCCCUGCUGCCAGUGGAACAUGACGUCGAACCCCGUGGUGCUGUGGACGAUUGGAGUCUCGCAUCCCGACAACGCCUCGCUCGUUUCCGACCCGCAACUGUGGGCGAACGUAGUGUGCAACACGUCGACUGGCACGCCGACCAUGGCCCCGAAUUACAAGCCCAAGCACCACUACAAGCCCAAGCGCCACUACAAGCCGAAGCACAACUACAUGCCCAAGCACCGCCAGCACCACCUGUAG
This is a messenger RNA of Phytophthora sojae, 525 nucleotides long. RefSeq lists its product as hypothetical. The record is from RefSeq and is a predicted model, not a curated record. The transcript is spliced from 2 exons. NCBI's taxonomy places the organism in Eukaryota, Oomycota, Peronosporomycetes, Peronosporales, Peronosporaceae. Bases 1 to 525 code for a protein of 174 amino acids.